Messenger RNA from Paralichthys olivaceus (Japanese flounder), 3697 nucleotides. Its product is annotated as tetraspanin-5. Gene Ontology annotation, cellular component: plasma membrane. The record is from RefSeq and is a predicted model, not a curated record. Lineage: Eukaryota; Metazoa; Chordata; Actinopteri; Pleuronectiformes; Paralichthyidae.
UUGCGGUCCCUGUGCUAGAGGAAGUCCCGCCUCCCCUGACCCACCGGAGACCCCUGAUUGGCUCAACGAACGUGUCGCUCAAAUAACAGCCAUGUCUGUAUUAUGGCUCAGAUGCGGGAGAGGGGACCUUCGGCUUGACUCGGUUUGACUUCGGGGGAUUAAUCUCACGGUUUUACCUCUGGAGAGCGGAGCUGGGAUCAGCUGGUGCAUCCUCGGAGGAGCUCGGGCCGCGGAGCCUCUUCAUCAGCGGACAAUCACGAUGAGGAAGAUGAAGAUAAUGAUGUUUGUUGUCGGAAGCUGAGACGGCUGUUUGCUUUCACUCGAGCCCUCACAAAUAAAGAGGGGGUUUCUCGCAGGAGGAGAAAAGGCGGUCGGACCCUCAGAGGAUCAUAGGUGCGAUUCAUUUCCCCCAGAGGUUAGACGAUCCCAAUAACAAAGCGUCCAGAUGAUGUCAGGGAAGCAUUUCAAGGCUCAUGAGGUGAGCUGCUGCAUCAAGUAUUUCAUCUUCGGAUUCAACAUCAUAUUCUGGUUCCUUGGAGUGGCGUUUCUGGGCAUUGGCUUGUGGGCAUGGAGCGAGAAGGGCGUUCUCUCCAACAUCUCGUCCAUCACGGAUCUGGGGGGUUUCGACCCUGUGUGGCUCUUCCUCGUGGUGGGUGGCGUGAUGUUCAUCCUGGGAUUUGCCGGUUGCAUCGGAGCGCUGCGGGAAAACUCUUUCCUCCUCAAGUUUUUCUCCGUGUUCCUGGGUAUCAUCUUCUUCCUGGAGCUGACUGCAGGAGUCCUGGCCUUUGUCUUCAAAGACUGGAUCAAGGACCAGCUUAACUUUUUCAUUAACAACAACAUACGCGCGUACAGGGACGACAUUGACCUGCAGAACCUGAUAGACUUCACCCAGGAAUAUUGGGAAUGUUGUGGAGCUUUUGGAGCAGAUGACUGGAAUUUGAACAUAUACUUCAACUGCACUGAUUCGAACCCGAGUCGAGAGAAAUGUGGAGUGCCAUUUUCUUGCUGCACCAAAGAUCCAGCGGAGGACGUCAUCAACACUCAGUGUGGAUACGACAUCCGAGCAAAAACGGACUCCGAACAGCGAACUUUCAUUUAUAUCAAAGGCUGCGUCCCUCAGUUUGAGAAGUGGCUUCAAGACAACCUGACGGUAGUGGCAGGCAUCUUUAUUGGGAUUGCGUUACUACAGAUUUUCGGCAUUUGUUUGGCGCAGAAUCUUGUGAGUGACAUUGAAGCCGUGAGAGAGAGUUGUUUGUUCACCUAAGACCUCCACAGAGUCACCAAAGGCAAGACGGAUGUACCAGGACUCAACAGUUUGGACACCAACUCUGAACGGAAAUCAAAUCAAUCAGUUAAUGUGUCCAGCAAAGACGAGCCUCUUUCAUAUGUACAUAGUAAAUUUUAGAGUUAUUUUUAGAGUUAUCCGUGGCCUGUUUUUGAAUGAAGAGCAACCUCUGAAAUGUACUGUAGCUCUUUAUACAAUAUUAAUGCAGUAUUGGCAGGUGUGAUGUCAUGCAGUGUGGUAGACGAGCCUGUGAUGAUUAAGGAUCUCUGGACAUGUAAAGGUAUAUUGGUCAUUUUCUCUGAGGUAGCACUUCAUUUAUAAAAGGCUCGUGGUUUUAUACGUCUCACAGCUGCAGGUUUUUAACACUGCAUGUAAGGGUUGUGUACAGAGCUGAAGUGAUUCUGGAAAUGCACUGCAUGCCUUUUGUCUACUUGUAGGACAUUGGCUCUCUUAACUGUAUUUCAUUGAUGUAAAGUAUUUUAAAAUAUAUUUGGUUAGCACUUUGUUGAAUGUUUAAUUAGGGAAAUAUACUUAAAGCUACGGAGAGUUUACUUUAAAAUUUUAUUUGCAUAUUUGGGUUGAUCACACUCAUCAUACAGAUAUAUACAGUUUUGUGGGGCUGAGGUAGAAAUCAUGGAUGUCGUAGGUUUGUAAAAUUGCAGUUUGUAUGAGUUUGGCAGUGACGUCAAAUCUUUAAAUAUACUGAAAGAAACAAGAAGAUGUGGCAUGUAAAUAAUAAGUUAAAAAAGAACUCAGCCUUAUGCACUUUAAUCUUCAUAUGAAGUGAUGAUGCUCAUUGCAGCCACUCAGCUUUUGUCACGACUGACUGUUAGUCACGCAACGGCCACUGGAGGGGGCACUUUCCUUACAAAAACAACUUUGAAACUGCAUCUGUAACUUUAUGGUGCUUUAUAUUUGUCAGAUCCAUCUUGUUCAAAAGCAGCCUGACAGAAAAAAAAUGUUUCAGCACAUUUUAAGUGUUGUGCCGUUCCUUGCACAUUUACCUUUAUCCUUAUUAUCAGUGUUCACUCUUUCAUUUUUCUAAAUUUUUAAGAUUGUUGUUGAUUUGUUUCUUUGAUGAAAUCUGCCUAAUGAUGAUGUUGUUUUUGUUGUGGCAUUUUCUUCCCCCCCCGUUUUGAUCUUUAAGUUUUCACUGGAAAAUAACAAUACAAGCUAAUUCUAAGGCUCAUAAAGAAAGAUGUGCUGGUAGCUCCUGAUGAACGUAGAAAUCAUUUAUAAAUACAUCUUGUUGUACUUGAAAUCAGAGCACACGGACGCUCGCACCAGCAUCAUUUUUAAAUGAAAACUUGGAAACUAAGAUACAAUUUAUAUGUUUAGAUUUUUAAACAUUAUAAUCUGCAGUAUAACAGAACUAGGCGUGUUCUCAUACCAGCAUCUAAAAUGCCUCAGAUAAUACCGGGUCAGGCAUCGACAUCGAGUGCGCAAAUCCAUGUAGCGAUGCCACAUCUUUAAAGUAUAUUUGUUUCACUCAGAAAAAAGUGCUAAUUUCUUUUCCUUAAAAUGUAAAUAGCUUGAAUCUGAAGUCCUGCAUUUGGUAAACAUUGCAGUUGUACAGUGUGACCAUAUUUUCUGGCCAACGCUACACUACUGGAUUUCAUUUUGUCAUUCAUGCCCAAUACAACAACCUUGUGUUGUGCUGCCUUGCUGGGAAGUCCUGUUUUAAGAGCGAGAGGAGUGAUUUUGGGUGUAGCAUAGCGUUAGCCAGAGCUAGCUUAUGUCAGCAAUUUGGCAAUAUUUCACACUGGAAAGUUGUAAAAGGUUUAACGGCGACAUGUAUCAUAUGCAGGAGAUCAGUUUUGAGCUGUUUAUGCCCUGAUUUAUUUGUUUGUGUUCUUUUACACUAAUAAAAGAAGUUCUAUGUUAUUUAAUUCUCUCUAAGCCAGGCCAUACAACAAUGAGAGCCAUCAUUACUUUCAUACAGGGUUAGUAGAAUAUAUAUAGAAAAUACGUAUAUAAGUUGUUUUUUUAAUGCACUGCUAUUAGAUCGGUGCUCGGUAAGUCCAGGUAUCAUAAUAUUUGUCGUUAAGGGUAAAAUUGCAGAACAUCUCUAAACAGAACAGCAUAGCAUGGAAGAGAAAGCAGCCUUUUCUUGAAUUAAGUGAAGGGGACCUUGCAGCAGGUUACGCAGCUUUUCCUGAAUAUACACAAAGGAUGUUAACCAGUAUACAGUAUGCAGUUUGAAAUCUUCUGAUCAAUGUAUAAAGCAGCCAUAUGUCAAAUAUCUUUAUUUCCCCACUAAAAAGCUUGAUAUGAUUGUUGGUGUUUACUGAUCUCACUCUUUCUUACCACUCAGUGCCAUACUUGUACCUUCUACAUACUCCUGAUGAUUUUGUUUCAUGUGUAAUCCUGAUACUUGUAAAUGGACAGUGACAAGUUGUAAAUAUAUAUCUU